UGCUUUUACUGUUUUUGUUUUUUUAAAUCUAACUCCACAAAUUAAAAACAGGGGCAGUAAACAUAACACCAAAUAAGUUAAAAACACGGGUUGAAACAUUAAAGAUCUCUGUAUCUUUCAGUCAGACCACAGAAAGGGAACUCAGCAUACAAUGGAAAAUUCUCCAGUUCUGGUUUGUAAAGAGUUCUCCACUGUGGGCUCAGCCUCUCGGUCCACACAGAAGUUGCUCUAUUGCACAAGCUCGUUCUGUGGAUAGUUUUUACACCAUAGAACAAGAGUCGCCUCUGUGUUGUGUGGCAGGUCUGCUCCUGAACACAGGGGGCGCUGUUGUGCUGUGUUGCUGCUGGAAAGAAAAACACGGUCCAAACUGGAGCUUCCGUGUCGCCAUCAUAUCAACAAAGAGUCCACAGCGCUGCUCCUCACACACACACACACACACACACACACACACACACACACACCUUAGAGACACAGUGAUGUAUGUCAGAUAGCACUGCGGCGUGUGUACAGCUGUCACUCGUGUGUUCAGGACAGAGUCCGUCUCUCCGUGUCACAGGCGUUGAGUGAGUGCUGACAGUGACGAUGUCGAUGGCCGCGGACUUCCACUCUCAGAUAGCCUCCAUCAUGGAGGUCCUGGCUAACGCGGCCGUCGCAGAAAUUUGUAAAGUUGUUGACGACGGCUACGCCGUGGUUCAGCUGGAAAUGUCCCGGAGCCAGAAGGAGAACGAGUUCCUGCGAAGGAAGAUCAAACUGCUGGAGCUGCAGGUCACCCGCUACCGAGCGGAGAGAGUGAAGGGAGCGGAGGGCUCCAUCAGCAGCCGCUUCCCCGGGGUCCGCCUCCUCAACCGGCAGAGCAGGGACUCAUUGGCCGGGCCCUCUCUGCAGGGCAGGACCAGGUUUUUGAACCGAGGUCCAGGGAGUCAGCAGACUGUGCAGAAGACCCAGCCCAUCAACCUGGACCAGGAUCCUGAUCAGGAGGUUGUCACCACCACCAAAACUGAGUCAGCAGAGCCUGAGGAGGACACGGAGCUCCUGAUAGUCAAGGUGGAGGGAGCAACAGAGGCCGGAACUGCCAACCACGAGGUGCCAGCAGACGCCCGCAUCAGCAGCAGAGGAGAUGCAGACACGGUCACAUCGCUCCCGGUCGCCCCGGAGGACGCCGGCGAGGGACGUCCAGACAGACGCCGCAGCGAAACGGAGGGCCAGGGAUAUCUGACAAACACGAGCAGCCCUCAGAGCAAGGAGGAAAAGAUGGAUGAAGUGCAAGGUGACACGUCAGAGAAACACAGUCCCUCCCAAACGCUGGUGGAAUGGCAGAGCAGCGAGAAUGAAGACACAGAGCGGCCAUCUUGUUCCACAUACGCACCAGAAAGCGUAGCAGGAAACUCAUCAUUCAGCCAAAUAAGGACAAACCCCUCCUCCAGUUGCCCUGCUGUUUCUAAAAGGCCUCAGUGCGACGUGGACCAGGCAAGCCCUGCGUCGAAGCUCGACGUCAUUGUGAUCAACUCGCUUCCCCGUGCAGCAGAGGACGGCAGCAGCAGUGGGGCGUUGUCAUCUGUACGAGGUGGAGAUGAUGGAGCCGAGGAAGUGACGCCUCUCAUAGGUCAAAGCAACGCCGCUGGGAGGUCACAGUAUCCGCCGCUGCUGUGCAUUCAGAUCAGUGAGCCAUCCAGUGAAGCCAUGUUUCAAGGUAACAUGCACAAUCACAUUAUGACAGGUAAUCGUAUUUCUACCUUUAACAACCCCCCUGUUACCAUGGGAACGGUGGACUCUCAGCAGCAGGAAACCCAGCACUCUUGGUCUGGAAUCCGGCCGAUAGACAGUAUCCACUUCCCCAGUCAGAACCACCUUUAUCAAGCGUCUAGCAGUCAGAACCAGGACUCUGGAUCAGCACAGUCCCUGCAGCAGCCCUGCCUCCCCUACGCCUGCACCUUCUGUUCACGUCGCUACGCCCACCAGUGCCAGCUGCGCAUCCAUGAGCGCGUCCACACUGGGGAGAAGCCUUACCAGUGCACCCAGUGCGGAAAGAGCUUCGGGCAGGUCUGCAGCCUCAAGAGGCAUCAGAUGGUCCACACGGGGGAGAGGCCUUUCCCCUGCCCCCACUGCGGGAAGCAGUUCUCCACCUCCACCAAUCUGAAGGUCCACCAGAGUGUUCACACCGGGGAGAAGAGGUUCCACUGCUCCAAGUGUGGCAAGAACUUCUCCUUCCUCAGCAACCUCAUCAGGCACCAGGCUCUGCACACCAGCAAGUAGAGCACAUCAUACAGGGCUGAGUCUGCUUUAUGAACAACAACCACAACCAGCCGAGGCCAUGACAUUAAACUGUUCAGGUGUCAGAUUAUUGUGGAUAGAUGAUUUGUCUGGUCUUCAUUUCAGCAGCAUUUUUUUUUUUUGUCAACAUUUUACAUUCAGUGUUUUUCUUGGGAUUCACUCUGGAAUGUGAAUCUCUGACAGUGUACAUUAGUCUUCCUGUAGAUGAUGAUUUGUACCCGGCAGAGUGGCAGCAGAUUGGAGCUGACUGUGGUGUGUAAGUGUUCAAAGAAACUCAAAGAGAACACCUCGUCAUGUCCUCAUCGGUGCAGGUCGUGUUAACAGCUCGCUUUUCUUUGAGGUCGUGUAAAUGUAACUUACACUCAGACAAGCUUCAAUUCAAAUCAAUUAAAAGGAAACUGGUGAAAAAUGA
Molecule: messenger RNA, 2683 nt
Organism: Larimichthys crocea (large yellow croaker)
Lineage: Eukaryota; Metazoa; Chordata; Actinopteri; Sciaenidae
Product: zinc finger protein 629-like
Exons: 5
Coding region: 583-2253 (556 amino acids)
Biological process (GO): regulation of transcription by RNA polymerase II
Molecular function (GO): DNA-binding transcription factor activity, RNA polymerase II-specific; RNA polymerase II cis-regulatory region sequence-specific DNA binding
Source: RefSeq, a predicted model, not a curated record